Messenger RNA from Microthlaspi erraticum, 1212 nucleotides. The record is from the annotation of a GenBank genome assembly. Lineage: Eukaryota; Viridiplantae; Streptophyta; Magnoliopsida; Brassicales; Brassicaceae.
AUGUCUGCGGGUAUGGGGAAUUUCUUACGGAAGUUUGGAAAUAGCAAAAGCAAAAACAGUCGAAGUUUUAAAGGUACAACAACGACGUCGUCUGAUAAAUCUAGUGAAGCAUCACCGUCGGAUCCUGCUGCAAUCUCCGAAUCCGAUAAGUCCAACGCCACCAAGAAGAAGUACGCUCUAAUCCCUGACCGCUUCUCUUCCCUUGAUCAGGUAUCAAAAGCUCUAAGAGAAGCUGGUCUUGAAUCAUCCAAUCUCAUUCUCGGAGUUGAUUUCACAAAGAGCAACGAAUGGACUGGGAAAACGUCAUUUGAUGGAAAAUGUCUUCACGCGCUCGGAGAAAAGCCGAAUCCAUAUGAAAAGGCAAUUUAUGUAAUUGGCCAAACUUUAGCUCCUUUCGACGAAGACAAUCUCAUCCCUUGUUUCGGAUUUGGCGAUUCAACGACACACGACGAGGAAGUGUUCGGUUUCCACAGUGACAACUCUCCAUGUCACGGCUUUGAAGAAGUCUUGGCAUGUUACAGAAGAAUCACACCUAACUUGCGUCUCUCAGGGCCAACGUCGUAUGGACCGCUCAUCGAUGCUGCGGUCGACAUUGUGGAGAAGAACGGAGGACAGUUUCAUGUUCUGGUGAUUGUCGCUGAUGGACAGGUAACGAGAGGUUUGGAUAUGGCUGAAGGAGAACUCAGUCAGCAAGAGAAAACAACUAUCGACGCCAUUGUAAACGCAAGCUCGUAUGCUUUGUCGAUUGUUUUAAUCGGUGUUGGAGACGGGCCAUGGGAAGACAUGAGGAAGUUUGAUGAUAAGAUCCCUAAGCGUGAAUUCGACAACUUUCAGUUUGUGAAUUUCACGGAGAUUAUGAAGAGAGAUUCACCAGAGUCUGCCAAAGAAACUGCCUUUGCUCUUGCUGCUCUCAUGGAGAUUCCCUUUCAGUAUCAAGCAACAGUCGAACUCCGCUUACUCGGGAAACAAACGGGCUUAGCUAAGAAGAUCAAUCCGAGACCACCACCUAUUCCCUACACGCCUCCAAUUACUACUGGACUACCAUCACCUGAAUUAAACGAACAAACACAGAAUUGCCCGAUUUGUCUGACUAACCGAAAAGACGUGGCUUUUAACUGUGGCCACACGACUUGUAAAGAGUGUGGUUCCAGGAUUUCAAAUUGCCCUAUCUGCAGAGUACUGAUCAUAACCCGGCUACGGCUUUACACGUGA